Molecule: messenger RNA, 1059 nt
Organism: [Torrubiella] hemipterigena
Lineage: Eukaryota; Fungi; Ascomycota; Sordariomycetes; Hypocreales; Clavicipitaceae
Source: the annotation of a GenBank genome assembly
AUGAGAACAGCAGGCCGCCAGGCAACGGGUCGACGGCCAAAAUUUAAACCCUGGUGGGACGGUGGCUGUAAAGAAGCACAUGACACCCUCCGCGCUAUCAAGAUCGCUUCUAGGAACCCAACAGGCCUAGAAGUGCAAACAGCAAGACGAGACUUACAAAGGGCGAUCAAGAAGGCCAGAAAGAAGGGCUUCCAGGAUUUCCUCGGGGGGAUCAAAGAUAAGAGUGAUAUCUUUAAGAUAACAAGUUGGAUUAAGCCAAAGGCGCGCUUCGAACCUCCCCCCCUCCAGAUUAACAACCUGGUAUAUACAACUGACGAGGAGAGGGCCCAAGCACUCCUAACCGCAAAGCUUGCUACUCGAAGUGCAGACGAGGAUAUUGAAUUUGACCUCGAAAGCGAUACCUCUAGCCAGCAUAUCCCCUUUGAAGAUGUGCUAUCUAAAAGAGAGGUAGAGGACUCUCUGCUCCGAACGGGUAACACUACUCCCGGGACCGAUGGUAUCACAACGAAAAUGCUCCGCGCCGCAUGGCCCAGUUUAGGAGAUGCAAUAACUCUCCUAUAUAGCUCGUGCCUUCGCCUUGGAUACCACCCUGAGAUCUUCCGUACAGCGGAGGUAGUUAUGAUUCCUAAACCUAAUAAGCGCGACCUCUCUAGCCCAACUGCCUGGCGCCUAAUCUCACUGCUCCUAUGUCUAUUAAAGGGGCUUGAACGUGCUAUAGCACGUCGUCUUGCUUUCCUAGCUAUCAAGUACAAGAUUAUCCCGCCUGAGCUUACGGGUGCCUUGCCGAGACGGUCAGCUAUUGAUAUUGUGUCAGCUCUGAUCUUCGACAUCGAGAGCGAGGCCUUCAAGAAGCGACUCGUAGCUACACUAGUUACAAUGGACGCUAAGGGUGCCUUCGAUGCAGUCCUGCGUAAUAGACUAAUCAAGCGACUAUGCGACCAGGGAUGGCCGAGGUUCCUUGUUAAAUGGGUCUUUAGCUUCAUGUCUCUCCGAAAGGCAUACGCCUAUUUCGGAAUAGGCCGCUCGGGAGUUAUUAUAUUACCAUACAGCCUACCCUAA